Xyrichtys novacula (pearly razorfish) is the source of this 37612-nucleotide messenger RNA. NCBI's taxonomy places the organism in Eukaryota, Metazoa, Chordata, Actinopteri, Labriformes, Labridae. The record is from the annotation of a GenBank genome assembly.
GUCACACGGCUGAAGCUAAAGAUGCUUCAACUGCCGUUUCACUGUGACUUUAACAUUAAGUUGUACUCUGUGGCAAACUUUGGCCACACCUAGAUCUCGUCCCACUUCCACACACUCACUAAAAAAAAUAAAAAAAUAAAAAAGAGCAGCCCUUUUUUUUUUUCUCCGGUGCGUUUGUUUGUGUGACGGCGAGUCCCGGCGGUGUAACCGGAGAGGGGCCUCAGAGAGGGAAUGCAGGACUGCAAUGGAGCACAAUGCAAUACAGGUAAAGCCGAUAUUAUUUCAACAUUAUGUCGAUUUAUUUCACGUCGAGUUGGCGGGGUUUCAGACCUGUUGAUGUGGGGGAUUUUUUUAACCGAGUGUCGCUGUGGAUCGAAGGUUAAAAUCGGCGUUUUAUUUCAUUUAGUUUGAAUGUCGUAUUGAUUGUUUUCUCAUAUCAACCAAACCCGGAGCAGCAGCGGCGGCGGCAGGCAGGGAGAGUUGCUCUGACUGCAAUUACAACUUUAUUCAACCAGGCUCAACUUUUUUUUUCCCGCAGAGGUGGAAAAUAAUCGGCUGAUAUUUGCAUUUUUACGAGGAAACAGUCGUCUGUAACACGGCGCCGUCGUCUCAUUUGAUAUCGCAGCCUCGGCCGUUAAAUUCCAGUUUAAUAUUUCUGAUAUUUUCGCAGUGUUAAUGAUUAAUUUCUUUGUGUGUCGUGUCGACAGUCUCAGCUUCUCCUCUGGCUACCAACCCCCACCCACACUAACGACACAUUACCGAAAUAAAAUUAAAAUUUCAGCCUCGAAAAAUAUCAGGAAACUUUUAGGCUGAAGCGACACGUUUCGUCGACAUUUUUUUGACCAUUUUGUCGAGAUAAUUUCCACACACGGACGUGAUAUUAAAGAUUGAAAUAUAUUUUUUUUCGACAGGGACUAGGUGGAGCAGCAGUAGUGUUGUGUUUUAAUCGGAAGCAUAUUGAUAUUAUUAUCAAAUCCCCCCCGACAUUUUGUCUCUGGUAUAAUUACCACAGUUUAAGGAGGAAUGUGAAUAUUCUGUGUGUGUUUGAAGGAGGGGAUUUGGAGUUUUUCUACUUGACAUAGCGAGGAUUUUAAAAGAAAGAAAAAACAGUAGGAAAUAUCCACAGCUUUAGGGUUCAAUGUAAGCUAGAAAAAGUCGUUUAUUUUCACAGAGUCCUUCAUUUUUAACCGAGAGAAUGUCAAAUAUCACAAUGGUUGCUAUGUGAAACAGAAAAAAAAAUGCAGGAAAUAGCCAAAGGGCACCAGUUUGUAGGUAUAAUAUGGGCUUUUAUCGACCUGAAGUGUGUUAUUUUGACAAAAUCCUCCAUUUAUGGCCUAGAAAAUGUCACAUAUCACAUUGGCUGCUUUGUGGAGAGAGAAAAACAGCAGGAAAUAUCCAGAGGACACCAGUUUUAAAGGUGACAUAUGUGCAGAAAGUGUGUUCAUUUUGACACAAUCCUCCCUGUGUGGCCUGGUUUAUAGAAAAAUCACAGUGGUAGCUGUGUAUUUUUAUAAAAGCUUUGUUUAAAUAUUAAUAUUUUGCAGUGAGCUAUUUCAAUAACAGGAUAUACCCAAGGUCAAUACUGUAGUCUGUGUGUGUCUGAGUGUGUGUUUGGAUUAAAUUUAUUUGUUUAUUCCUGUGUGAAUCAGCAGACAUGUUAUUAUUGAUAUUUACAGGAGUUUUUCUCCCUCUCCUUCUUUCCUGUACUGAAACUGUGUUACAAAAAUCUCUCUGCAUUAUUCCCAGAAAUAUCACGAGAACUGACGUAGGCAGGGUGCAGAUUAAGGGUUUCCAUCUUAAAUUCUUGUGUGUGAGUGAGUGUGUGUCAGUGUGUGUCAGUGUGUGUUCACGUUUUAGACAGCGGGCUGCCUCUCUCUCUCUCUCUGCUCAGAUUGUAUUAUGUGGCUUUUAUUUUCCUGCCUCCUUUCACCACUAGGCUGUCCGAGCAGCAGCAGCAGCAGCUCUCCGGUGGUCAUAUAACACUCCUAUAGUACAUAAUAGUAUGUUUAUGAUACUCUAUACUCACCUGAUGGUAGUGUUUACGUCCGUCUCUCUCUGUUAUUAAGUUAAAUAUGUGUUUGAUAUCAAAUCUGAGGCGGAGUCUCUCUCAAAACAAUAAAUAUUGAAAUUUUUCAGCUUCAUUGGGUUAUUACUCACCCACAAAUCUACCUACCUACUUUAUAUUUAUAACUUCUGGUCAUAGUAAACAAAACCGUCUCUAAAUUUCAGCCGUAAAGUUGAAAUCUCUUGUUUUUCUUCGGUCACGGUGCCAUUUUAUCAGUUUAUCAAAGCUGCAGUAUGAAGAUAAUCUAGUGUUUGUACGCAAAAGUGCUCUACCAAGUAAAUUAAUCAAACUUUAUUAGCUUCUAUUUCCCUGUUUUAUUACUCAUAAGUCCAAACUGAUCUCCAGGAUUUAUCAAUUGCAUAAACUUUUAUAUUGGUUUGUACGUCAUAGUUUCCCCAGAAUAAAGAUAUGAUCUAGAAGUGAUUCUUUUAGAUGAAUUUGUGUUCUGAAUUUUCCAAUUCAGAGGCGACCUGUUGAGCUGCCGGUAUUUAUCAUUCAGUUGAUUAUAUUUUGGUGUUUUAGCGGACCAAUUUUCUGCAAAUUAUUAAUUUAAGAUACACAAUUUUAGCUUUACCGCUGCCGCAAACAUCAUACUUUCACAUGUUAACUGAUUUAUUGUGUUGUAAGACACGUAAUCACAUUGAACUUCUCAUAGUCGCAUUAACAAACCGAGAUCAUGUGUUUUUACAUCAAUUGUCGUUACGAUGUUUACGCCUCGAUCAGACUCAAACCGGACUGGUAGCGUUCUGCUUGUUUUUCGACUUUUUAUUUUGCACAUGUGUGUCAAACAUUUAUAUAUCUUAAAUAUUUAAAGUUAGGAAAACCAUGAACAUUUACAUUUCUGGGUUCAGCAUGCUUCAAAGUUCUAGAAAAGUUUCAAAGAUGACGUCUGUGGGCCAAAUAAGCUGAAUUAUUAUCACGUUAAACUGAUCCUACUGUACUGAUGUUUUAUCCACAUAUCCAACAAAAUAUGAAUCAUUUUAAACAACCCAAAAAAAAAAAAAGAAAUCAAAAUAACAGUGCUAAAGUGUUAGCAUGUUCCCCUGUUUUUCUGUUUCUGUAUUGAAAACAUAUCGAUCUUAAAAGAUCAUUGAUUCAUUGAUCACAGAGUUUGACGAUUAUUUUCCAAAAAAGUUCAGAUUUCUUUAAGUUUAGCUCCAAUUAAAACUUUUAAAGUUAAAAUUUUGGGUUUCUAAACGAGCAAAUUAUUCUCUCUGUAUUUUCAAUAAUAACUCAAAAACAUGGAUUGCUUAAGAUUUAUUGAUCGAUCAACAUAUUCAACAUUCAUUACCUGACGUUGAAAACUGUUUGUUGUUUUUACAUUUUAAGCCAAAACUCAUCGGUCUAAGCUCAUAUAGUACGGACUUUUCAUGUUCCUGAUUUUAGGAUUUAUUGACAUGAAUAUCUUCUUAUUCACUAAUCAGUCUGAAACAUUUUUAACAAACAGUUUAGGAAUUUUUACUGUUUUAAAAUCAAAUUGGAGCUGAAUUUAAAGAUGAAUUCAUUGAUCUGUAGAUCAGACAUGGAUGACCAAAACUUCUCGGUGUGUAAAAUAUUUAAAGCUGCAAAUUUUAGUUUUAAACCAUGAAUUUAUAAGUUAACUGAUUUUUAAAAAAUAGCUGUUUCUCCUCUAUUUUUCUGUUGAUUUAUCUAUGACUCAGACAUUUAUAGUGAAUGAAUCCGCUCUAUUCUCCUUCAUAAUGUUUCCUUAUUUAGGCACAAACUUCAACAGUUGAUCCUGUUUAUGAGCCCAGAUUAUCCUAUAAUCUGUCAGUUUCUUUAUGCAGGGACGGGAUUCUUCCGGAUUAAUCAGGAAUUCUGUAUUUUCCGACCCAAAGAGGAGACCCUGAAUCAGACAUAAUGAAGCAUUCAGCUUAAACUGUUUGUGAGACAAACAAAAACAAUAUUUAAUCAAUUAUGGUUCAAUUUCAUGAACCCAGCUCCUCAGAUUUGAGUCAAACAGUCAUUUUAUUUCAUACUUUUUAGACUUUUUCCUUCUUUCUGCAUCCUGCUUCUCUGUCAGUGUGGACUGGUGACUGAAUAAUGAUCUUUUUAAGGAUAUUUCAGUACUUGUUUCAUACUAAUCCAUUUUCUUUGAUUGUAUUUCUGGUGUUUUUCUGUGAAUCGUUGUGUAAUAAUCCUCUAAGUCUCCAAAGUCAGUAUUUUGUUAUUCUGCCCCUCCUAAUUCACCUACAGGGACCCGCCCGCCCUCUCAGAUAAGAUUGUGUCUGUAGUUUUGUAUGCUGCCUUAAGCAAACUUCACCUUUACUGAACUAAACGUACGGAUCAGUAUUUGUCUUCUUGAGUAAUUAAGGCGCUGAACCUGGUUCCUGUUUUAAUAUUAGUGACCUAAACGUUUCACACAGUAACUGGAAUAAGUUAUUUGGUUUCCUCAGAUUGUUAUUUGAAGUGACUGACAUACAGACUUAAGAUACUUUUGUGCUGCUGUCUUCAGAGCCACCAGACUCCAUUGAGGAAAACUGUCACAUUUCCUCCCACAGCUCGAGUGUUGCUAUUCCUCCGCCGCCUCGAUUUAUUAUCAGAUUUUGUAAUAACUGUGGGAGUUUUGAGUUUGUGAAAGGUCAGUUUAAAUGAAACUCAACACAACCAAAUAACUGGGAGACUGAACCAGCAGCAGCGGGCUGUGAGUCAAGAUUAAAUCACCAUUUUUGUCAGUGGGAUCUGGUGGUUUUGAAGGGGGGCGGAGGCUGUUUCUGCUUUAAAAAUUGAUUUUUUUUGUUAUAAAAGUAUGUUUAUCUUUACAUCCUUUCUACCUGCAGAGUGAAAUCUUAAGCUUGUGCACCUGAGAUAAUUGUAAUCUUAUUUAUUUAUGUAGGAUACUGAACAUCUACCAACAUUAAUGAAAACAUGCUAAAAUGAGCGCAAAAGCAGAAUUUUACUUUCCAAAUAUAUCUCAAAACACUUCACCACAUCACACACAGAAUAACACAAACUUUAAGAAGUCUGUGCACAGCAAAUAAGUUUAAUAUCCUGUGCAGAGCGAUUAGUAAACGUGUGCACGAACAUGAUAUAUCUAUACGGUGCACAAUCUAUUACUUAAUGAUAGUCUUGUUGGCCUAUGUUCAUUAUCUUUUGUUCACACCUUGAAACUCUUGUGCAAACAAAGUACACAAUGAUACUCGUCAGCAUUUCUUUUUUACUUAUAUUUUUAUUUAUUUACAUUUUGAAUUUUCACGUGCAGAAGCGAUUUUGUGUACGAAUCAAAAACACAUCUGUUUUCUAGAAUCAUGUCAUCUUAUGCCGAUGUUUGUUGUUACCUUGUGCAGAUGCAGUAUCGGUUAUGACUCCACCUGCUGUUAUUAAUCAGUUAUAACCUCGCGUGUUAGAUUUAUUUGACCCUUUGUUUGGCAGAGAUGUUGGAAGAGCUUCAUGUUGUGUUGAUAUGAAAUCAGCCUUACUUGAAUAUGUUGAUAUCUUUAUAUUGAUCUGCUGUUGAAUUUUUGCUGUCCGCCUUGUUCGCUUUGCUAACUCGAUCACAGUGACAACAUUAAUUUAGGGGUGAGGCAGUUUCAUCUCAAAGAUUCCUUCUUUUACUUAUGUGUAUGCCAGGUUCACUACACAUGACAAAACAGGACAAACUACUUCUAACAAGACAGAAAUAAUCACAUUUAUCUGCCUAUCAGGUUUUAUGUGACGGUUUAAUUUCGAAAAUGUUUUUCUAAAUCCUAAAUACAUUCACUCUUUAAUUAAAAUCUUUAAUAUCAGCCGAUAUCACCUCCAAUAAUCCUCUGGAGACUCCUCACAAACUCUGUUAUUUAACUUUAUAGUUUGAAAAAGAAACCAAACUCUUUAAGUGAUCCUGUUUUGACUUCUUAGAUCUAAAUUUAGCUAAUUUACUUGUGCGGAAAUAUACAUACAUAUAUCUGUGUAAAUAUUGAUCAUUUUUUCCUCACUCUGUAACUUUUCUCUAACUUUCAGGCCGGUCAUUCUCUUCUAUAUCUGCUAUAUUUAACCUCUAAAAGGAUAAUUUGAUUCUUUAGCGUCGCUGUAAUGUUGCUGAAGAGUCUUCCAGUAAGAUGGCAGCGCUCUGUUUUGCCUUUAAAAGCUUUUAAAUGUGUUUUUGACUCUCGUUACGUCACCAAAUGUUUCUGUAAUGUUUCCACAGAGACUCUGAGUUUGAUGGAUUCUCCUGUGGUUUUUUUGUCAUGAGUGUUUUUGACUCAAAGCCGCGCUCUUGUCUGUGUUUGGUGAUAGUUCUUUAAUGUGAAAUUAGCUAAAAUUCAGGCCUGACGCUCCUGCAGAAAGUGACGGUGAGCUCUUCUGGCUCUGUUGUUUUUCAUGACUUUCCCUCGAGGCCUUUUUAAAGAGUAUGUCUGAUCCUCCUCAGUGACGUAGCUCAGCAUUAUGUCACUGCAUUAUGUUGUGCAGAGGCUUCUUUUAAUUCUAGUGUUAUUAAUAUUGCAGCCGUCUACCUCUGAUAUCUAAAUAUAUUUAAGCUGCGUUGAUAUUUAUUUGGUAUCUGUCUAAAAAUUGAUCCUGGGCCUGCUGCAGCUGGUCUGCAGAGCUACAGCGAGGUGGGGGUUGGAGGGAGGGAGGGAGGAAGGGAGGGAGGGGGUUGACUGUGGUGGGUUAUGGGUAUUGGGUGGGGGAGGGUGUGCAGGGUGGGGUGGGGGAUGUGGAUGAUCAACACAGGAGGGGGAAUUUGAGAAUAUUCUGCAUUUAGACGUCAGCAGCAGCCGCAGACACACAGACAUGCGGACGGAGCGGCUGCCCCUUCUUUAACAAAAUCAGAAUAUUUCAGAAUAAAAGCAGAAAAAUGACAGAGUAUAUCUUAAAUUAAUCCACCAGAUCUUUAAAUUACGUCUAUCAGCAGUAAAUGAAAAGCAGCUGCACAGUCUGCCGCGCCCUCGGCUUCAACACACACAAGGCUUUUUAUUCAUUUAAUGAGGAUAAUAAGCUUGGCGAACGUGACCUCUGCCUGCUUUAUUUUAAUUCACUUUAUAAGAAAAUAAAUGAAUCAAUCAGGCUGUUGAAGCCGCUCAGCUGUUCCUCAUUUAAUCAUCAAAUCAUUUCUUUAUUAGUGCAUCAAAGGAGGAAUAGUUUGAAGCCAUUUUGAUGAACCGAUAUGAAUUUUUUAAGUCUAGUGUGCAGCCUCUCAAACGUGGGGAUAUGCUGCCUUUCUCUGUCGUCUGUGGUUGAAAUAUUUUGAGAAAAAGAUGCAUUUAAGGCUCAAUAUGAACGGAUUUACAGAUAAAAUCACUUAAAAAAAAAAAAGGUAACCUGGAGAUGACGUGAUGGUAAUAUCGAGACAAAGCUGCAGCCCUUUUAAAACAUUCAGCAAAGAUUUAUGCCAGGUAAGGUAAAAAAUGUGUCAGGGUAGAUUUAGCAAAUGAAAGUGAGAAUCAGAGAAACACAGCAGCAGCAGAAACACAUAAAAAGAUCUAAAGGUCGGACAUAAUCACUCAUUUUUAGAUUAACAGUAAGAAGACAUCAAGUUAAAGCUCCUAUGCGGAGUUUUUAGACAGUUCUGAAACAGACUGAAAUUAAUAAUACUUUUGUACGACCAAAAGAAGCAGAAACGACAUCAAUGAUGAGACUGAAUAUAAUAUUUAUCAUGUUUUACCGUCUGAAAAUGCCUUUAGUGGUUAGGUGUCAAUUAAACCUUCAACAAAGAUAUAUUUGACUCUUAAAAGUUUCUGUUUCAAUAAAGUCACAUUUGAAUGUUCACAAAUUCAACGAUAUCAUGAAAGCUACCGUUCUGUCCCCAGGGGGCGCUUAAAUCCACUCACAGGAGCUUUAAAUAAAAAAAUAACCAAGUUAGGAAGUAGCUAAGUUAAAUUAUAUUUUGCAUGCGUUUUGAAAUAAUGAGGUAAACAUAGUGCUAAAAACAAACAUGCCAAUAGGGGGCGCUAAAGUCAGUAUGCAGGAUACGCUCUUUCUGACUGUAAACAAACCGUUCUCGACCUCCUUUAACCUGAUUGGUUGUGAGGCAGACGCUGCUCCCCCGUGUCGUUCAUACCGAACAUCGAACAUACCGUCAACUUAAUGCGCACAGUCCUGGAAAUGAUCAAAUCUUCUGUCAGAUAAUAAAUACAGACACUUUAAUGAUGCAGCAUCGGGAACUUUUUUUUGUCAAGUACUUUUUUUUUAUAAACCAGAUGAUUAAUUGAUGAGCAGAGCCAAUAAAUUCUUGAAUUAAUGAUGAUGCUCAGGGCUUCAAAUUAGCAGCAGUCAGAUGCCGCUGAUAAAUGCAAAUCGCUGGUAUAAUAGUAGCUGGUUUAAUACGGACAAUAACAGCCUUAUUUUGUAUCAAACAUAGUGUCGUAUUGUGGCUCAGAAAUAAUAACUUUGCUGUCAGAAAAUCUGCAUUUAAUCAACUUUUCAUGUAAACAAGACAAACAAGACUCCUUGUUUGCUGCUCUGAUUAUUAGAAAAGACUUCAAACUGGAGAUUUUAUCUGAUCAAAAUGAUAAAUAAGCAGAUAUAAGAAGAAGAACAGUAAAUUCAGACCCUGUUUGAGCUUGAAUUUGUGCAUUUCUUUCAUAUUUGGUGUAAUUUCCACUCUGGACGGUGCAGCUGCAGGGUUGUGUAUUAUGUUUCAUGUCGGGCUGCUGCUGUAACUCAGUCUUUUCUUCCUUGAACUCCUAACAGAGGAUUACCGAGGAGCCGAAGCGGUAUCAGAAAACAGCAGCAGUUUUAUGACAGCAGAGUUUUUUCUUCAGAGCCGUAAAAACUGCCGAGUCAUGCACCAAAGAGCUGCAGGUCGUGGUUGAAGCUGUUGCAGAAGUUUCACGAAGAAAGGAGGCCUGAUAAAAAUAGAGAAAUAAACAUUUCCUGAUAUGGACCCGGUGUAUCACAGCCUCUCCUGUGAUAAAGAGCUGGACUGAUAUCGAAACACAUCAGAGAGACAGAAUCACUCAGACUGAUUAGAGAUUCAUCCGCCACUGAAAGUAGGCCCCUAAAAUUAGCUUGUUUUGUUUUCUGUUAAAAUGUAGAAAAAAUAUCCAAAUAAAAACAAAAACGACAGAAAAUUAUUGAUCAGAACUAAAGCCAUCAAUUUAUCAUUUUUUAAGUUGUUUUUAAAGUGUGUAUCACCUGACUUUUGUCUUAUUUAGUAGCUUUCAUUACAUCCUUUUAAAGGUGGGAUAAGCAGGAAUCUGUUAAAGAAGCAUCUUUUUUUGUGGUGUAUCUACAAAAAAAACUUCUAAUAUCAGUCAAUAGUUAUUAGUUAUUGAUGACAUGGUAAUAUAACGAUAUCUCUGUUUUGUUAUGUCUGUGUCGUCAACAUUUGAACAUUUUGUGAGUGGCGCGCUCUUUCUGACUGUAAACAAAGCCGUUCUCCACCUCCUCUAACCUGAUUGGUUGUGAGGCAGACGCUGCUCCCCCGUGUCGUUCAGGAGCCCAAACAAAGUUAGCGUGCUACAAUAUCGGACAGUAGAAACCAACCAGAAAGUUCGGAAAAUUUCUGCCGACACAAGCAAGAAAACAAAGUAAAUACCGGAGACUCUAGAGGAAUAACUUAAAACGGAGCUAGACUGGACAAGAGCUAAAAAGCCGGGUCAACAUAAACAAUGGGGGACGCUUGGGGAUCUGGCACUUCCUCAGAUCCGGACUACACCACCUUUAAGCAUGAAAACAGAGAGACUGUAGUCGUCACUGGUGUGAACGAGCGUAACAAGCUAACAGUUUCCAGGACAAACAGCGACAUCGUCUGCGUCUGUUUGAUCUGCAGCAUAUGUCAAAAACGUUAACGAUGGAAGAGCUCCGAUCUUUGUGUUUAACACUGUUGAACUUUCCUCUUCGCCGUCUCGUGAUGACUGAGAAAUUAUGCAGUUUAGACGAUGACGUCAUCUAGCGACUUUUACGACAGCCAUUAGCGACUUUUCUUACUGAGGAGUUGGCAUCACGGCUGGAGACAGAAAGAUUGAAGAGUGUCAACGUUAAUCCACGUCCGGUGGUUUGAUCAAUAUUUCUUAGUCUUUUGUGUUUAAUUUCCUUCUUGUGCCGAUAUCAGUAUAUUUUCACCCCGACGAGCCACGCUCCAACGUCCCUUGACGCAGAUGGGUUAGAGUCAGAAGUUUGAAGUUGAUUUUUGGUUGAAAAUUUCAGGAUUUUAGUUGACCAAGAAUUUCAUUGGUUGAUUACAGUCAUACGGAUGUCUACUUUUUGUUUGCAGACACUCGUCGUGAUUGUAAAUGAGGGCGUCACGGCUAAAAGCUUUCAAUUCUAAAUAAAGAGACUAAAUUUAAAGACAUUUUCAAACAUAUUUAGUCUGAACAGAAACUUGAUUAAUCCACUCAGUUACUGUUGAGAUUACUCUGUGCUGAUGCCAAUCACAGAUUCAGUCCUGUGCUUCUUCAUCACCAUAACUUUAACUUGAUUCCCUCCAGAAUAAAGAAUGAUUAACUCCCUGUGAUGACUUUAUGACGAUGUGUGGCAGAGAUCGAUUUGGGUCAGCCAGCUGAAAGUAAAAGUGAAACUGCAGAAAUUAAGUCUUUUUUUUACAUUUUGGUUUGAUUCUUAUACACAGGGUUUAAAAACAGGGGCUUUUCUGUUGAGUCAGCUGAUAAUUUAUUAGUUUUGAGGAUCUUCAGAAGAAUUGUGAAACUCUCAGAUGAUCAAGACUAAACAAGUUUGUACCCGCCUUCAGGUCUGACUCUUAUGGAGUCAGCUCUGAAUCAGCGUUGGUGAUAUCUGGACAUAUUUUGGGUGACUAUCAGGAACAGCACAUACAGUUUGAGGUGUUAAUGUUUAACAUUUCCUCUCCAUGUCGUUUAAUCUGUUACGAUAUCCUGCUACAUGAGAAAAAACUGCCUCACUGCAAUAUGCUGCAGUUUUACAGUCAGACGUGUUGAUGCCUCUGCAGUAUCUUUGGAUUUUACACCUAGACAAUAAAAAUGAGCUCCUCCUCUUUUUUCCUUUUUCGCUGCAUUUAUAUUGGAGGAAAAAGCUGAAAAGUGGGAAAAUGCGUUUAGCGCCUUUGUUCAAGAAUCUGCACCAAAAAAACGAAAAGGUUUGGUACUAAGGCCCGACUGAUAUGGAUUCUUUGGGGCCGAUGCCGAUACCGAUUAUUAGGGGGAAAAAAAUCAGAUUAACGACUGAACGGCCAAUUUUUUAAAAUUUUUUAUUAAGUUAUAAAAAAAUAUAUAUAUACUGUAGAUAUCAACAGUAUACUGAAGGCUACUACUCUUCAUGCUGACAGGAAGACCAAACUGAUCAAACUUGGACCAGAAAAGCGUUUUCAACUACCUCCCAUCCCCCACCCUCCGAUCGGUGCCUCCACGUCUUAACUCACGUUCCUCAUUUCUAGUCCGGUCUCAUCUGGAGACAUGCAGCUGCCUCAGUCAGAGAAGUAGCUCGAUCACGUAAUGUGUACUGAUGUUUAUUCUACCGUUACUAGCACGGCUAACAGUGAAGAAGUGAAUAUUGUCAUGAGGUUGCUGCGCCAUCUACAGGAUAAGUCGGGGAACUUUUCAAAUUGUGAAACCGAAUGUUAUUCUCUGCAUUUUAUUUCUGAAAAUAUCGGCGAAAAUCUGCGAGUUUUGGCCUAUUAUCGAUUAGUCUCAAACGGGCUAAAAUUGGAACGUAAGUAAACAGAAAAAUAAAAUGUUUCUGUUCUUCAGAUUCUGUCCCUAAAGAUUGAAAACCGUGAUGGAAGAAUCAUGAAUGUCGAUACAAAACAAAAUAAAAUAAGAGGUGGAGUUUAGGACGGCAGUUGGCCUCCAAACAUCUUCAGUGCAGGAAUUCAUACUAGAACAGUGUUUCAGAAACAGGCUGUUUAAAGUUGAGCUCGUUUGAAUGAGUGUGUAUGUGGUUUCUGUUGCUUUCGCAGCCAGCCUCUAGUGGACACUUGAGGAAGUGCAGGUUUUAGCGCUUCUGCAUUGGCUUCGUUUCUCAUGGUUGCUGCUUGGACCCACAUGCUGGACUUUACAGGUGCUAUGUGAAGCUCCGAUGUAUGCUUUAUACAGCAGCCUUUAUCAGGAAGGAUUAAAGUGAUGUUGAAGCAGGAAGACAUUACUUUUUUUAGCACCUGUUUCUAGAGGUGGGUUAUAAAUUAUUUGUGUCUCAGCUGAUUAGAGGAGUUUACUGACUGAGCGUUUUCUUCUUCCUCUCCAACAACAUUUAGAGCUUCAUUUCUGUUGUUUACGGAUGAAAUUCUGAUCUAUGAUGGAUGUAAUACAAAUACUGAAUUAAACACAGCGAUCUGUACCUUGUAUUCACCGUUGUUUCUCUGUUGUUUCUCCCUCAGUGGUUGGGUGCUCCCUCCUGCCAGCGAGGCAGCUACGCCUUCUACAAAUCGGUGAGCAGCCAAGCUCAGCCGGACGGGCCGGUGCAGGUGUGGAAGCUCGGGGAGUUUUACUUCAUCCGCUGUGGGCCGCAGGAUCCCGUGUGCAUCGCUGAGGUGAGCUCAUGCCUACUCUGCGUGUGUGUAAAUGUUGGACUGCUCCUUUAACUGUUGCCACAGAUUAACCCAGACAACAUCGUCUGACUGAACCGGGAGCCGUGAAGUGGGUCACCUUGCGGCUCUCCUGCCCGAGCUAGAGAAGACUAAGGUUAUGUUUUAUUGAGUCUAGAUCCCAGAGCAGAGCUAAAAUUAGUGAAUUUAGGUCGCGGGCUGGAAACGUGUUAAUGAGAUUGUGUCGGAUUUCAGUUGAAACACUGAAACAAAAGUGACAGAUGGGGAUGGAUGUACAGUUUUAUGUUUUGAAUGCAUUAAACCAGGAAACAACCUUUGAAUACUGACUCAGUAAUAUGACGUAGUCCAGAUUCAUGGUCCUGGUCCUGGUGCAGUUUUCCUGACGGUUUGGUUCAGUCACUAACCCGGGGCUUCAUGCAGGAUUUGAGUCGGCUACACGACGGCCUUGAUUUUUGACGCGCGUGUAAACAGAUAUGACUGUCAACAUGAGCAGCACAGCUCACCUGAUGAUUCCACAAUCCGUGCAGAUGUCAGACUUUUAUUUUGAAGGGGACAGUUAUUUGGUGAAAGAAGUGAGCGCUUCAUUCCGAGCUGAAAGUGUCAGAAAAACAAAGUUAUUAAUCAUGUUGUCUGCAGGUAAGGCCCUAGUGUGAAUUAAUAAAUAACAUCAAUUAAUAGGAAAUAAUAUUAUACAUGCUCACAUCUGUAUGAUCAUAAGGAGCCAAAAUGGUACAUUCUUCAAAAUAAAAGCCCCUCCUGAAAGAAAAGUCAGGCUUUUACUUUGAAAAACAUUCAACAAAUGCUUCCAUGUUGUAUUUUUAUGCUUGUGACAUAGUGUCGGGCAAUAUGAACAACAUCGUAUCACGGUACGAUGAGUUUCAUAUCAUGAUAUGUUUUUCCUCCUGUUAAUUCAAUUCAUGUCUUAAAAAUAACCAGACUGUCGCAUUUGUUCAUUUUCCUUUUAUUUUUAAACUCAGAUUUGUAAAAAAAAUACGAACUAAAUGUCCGACCACUCUGGUGAUUUUUUUAAUUAUGUGGUGUACCUUUGGUGAAAGACUCUGCGGAGCUCUUUUGUCUGAGAGGAGCUGCUGCAGCUUCAGUUUUUGGUUUCUAGUAUUUCCUCCUCCAGAAACGACAGACACACGACACUCUUUGCAUAGUUUUGCUUUUUGAUUGUUUUUGGAUUUUCUAAAUCCAAAGAAUCUCCAGACAACCGAUGUCGCGACUCGCGCCCUUUUACGGAAGAAGUUCCUCCUCCUCUUCCUCAUGUUGGGUGGGUCGGGCUGCCUUCGUUUGCUGGGCACUGCCACUAAUCACUGCCUCCUCCUUGACCACCACAAGUGAAGCUGUUUCUUCUUCGUGGAAACUACGCCAAACAGUCUGCUGGACCCAAACCUGACCAAUCAAACGGAGCGAACAAACUCUGUACGACACGUUGGUGAUUAUACAGAAACGCACCCAAACUGAUGCGCUCCUGCUUUCCUGUUAGUGAGCACAGACAAAUACACACUGACUGAGAGAGGCGCAGCAGACAUCUGCUCUCUCCCUCUCCGGUAUAAACGGUAUAACAAAAUUUCUACCAGUAGACACUUUUAUACCGUCAUACCGCCGAACUCUAUGGUGACACAAACUCACGUAUCUGUGACAUAUUUUAGGAGGUAGAACAGCAGCAGACUCAGUCCAGCAGCAGAGUGUUUCUCCUGCUGGAGGCGGAGCUCAGGUGUGACUGUGUGGCUGCAGGUGAGGCGGCUGAUUCAGGCGGUUGUGUACUCAGUCAAACAUUUCUCUCUGGAUGAUGAAAUAAAACAACACAAAACAAUCAGCGCUGAUGUGGAAACGUCUGGAUGUUAGUCAGCCAGAAUCACGUCUGACCCACAAACCUGCUCGCUCUGCUCCACUUCGGCGCUCCUCCUCCUCGUCACACUCACACGGCGGUUUCUCUUUUCUGAGGCUUUUUCAGGCGGAGUAUUUAUCUUUCUGUUUCCUGUUUCCUCACUGUUCAUACUGUAGCCAUGCCCUCAGAUUUAUGAUGAGUUCAAGUGCCCUCAGAUUUCUCAGAUCUAGAGUCCGUUUAUGCAGAUUUAUAACCUUCUUGACUCAUGUAGGCCACUCGACAUGGUUGGAAAAUAACAGUCACACGUGCGACCUCUUUGAAGCGACUUUCAAUUUCAGAAAACCUGUUGAUACAAACAGAUUUUGACUCUAUUUUAUUGGAAAAAGUACAAAUACAACAAAUGAAUGCUGACAAAUAUUGUUUUAUGUAAAAUUUUAGGUUUUCUGCCAGAAACAAGUUUUAAAACAAGUUCAAACAGGACAAAAAAAACCACUGAAACAGUUUUGCUGCUUUAAAAAACAGCAGGAGGAACUUCUUCAAACAAAUGAGGUGAAUUUUAGUCAGGUUAGUCACAUGACUUGGUAUAAAAAGGACAUUCACAGAGGCUGAAUUAUCGUUCAGAAAGUUGUCGACCUGUUGACUCACACGGUCUCUCACAAACGAGGGGAUUUCACCGUCUACAGUCAGAGAAUCUGGAGGAAUCUCUGUGCUAAAGGGACAAGAACCAAAACCAGGACUGGAUGGUCCUGAUCUUCAGACCCUCAGGACCGCAAAAAAACAGACAUGACUCUGGGGUGGAAGUCACUGCAUCGGCUCACAAUCACUUCCAAAAAUCCAUCGUCUAUGAACAGAUUUCAUUUCUGCUCCAUCAAGCCCCGCCCACAAACAGACGCUCCUGCUCGCUCGUAUCGUUCCAAUUAAAUUCAGAUAUAAUGCAGAUAAAUACUUCAGAUCAUUACAAAUGGGGCCCAGUCAAGGUGAAAGUCAAAAGCAUUGGUGCUACUGUAGAUGCCAACAGACUACCAGCAAACACAAUGUUUGCAGGACUUCUACAACGAGGAUAAAGUGACAUAGUCCAGGACCCGAGGGAGGACAGUUUAGCGAUGGCGCUACAACACGCUACAGCAGGUCCGUUUGACAAGAAACACUUCUGUUACAGACACUUGUCUUACUUUGUUAAAGCGGUUUACCUGUCCAGCAGAAAGGUUACAGGGUCAUCAAGAUCCCCAAGCGUCCCCCAUCGUUUAUGUUGACCCGGCUUUUUAGCUCUUGUCCGGUCUACCUCCGUUUUAAGCGCCCGUUAUUCCUCCAGAGUCUCCGGUAUUUACUUUGUUUUCUUGCUUGUGUCGGCAGUCGUGGCCAAAGGAGGAUUCAGACAAUUUUCCGAACUUUCUGGUUGGUUUCUACUGUCCGAUAUUGUAGCACGCUAACUUUGUUUGGGCUCCUGAACGACACGGGGGAGCAGCGUCUGCCUCACAACCAAUCAGGUUAGAGGAGGUGGAGAACGGCUUUGUUUACAGUCAGAAAGAGCGGACCGCUCAAAAAUGUUCAAAUGUUGACGACACAGACAUAAGAGAACACAGAGAUAUCGAUAUAUUACCAAAUGUCAUCAAUAACUAAUAGGUAUUGACUGAUCUUAAAAGAUUUGUGGUAUAUAAUACCACAAAAAAAGAUGCUUCUUUAACAGAUUCCUGCCGACCCUCAUAAAAUGUCUUAAAUACAAACAUGAAAGGUCUUAAAAAUGUCUUGAUGUUACUCACAAAUAAAGAUGGAUUUUAAGUUAGUUUAACAUUUUUUGAUUUUGCUUCAUGGAUGUGAAAUGGAUCUUAAAUUGUUUUGAUGAUGGUCUUCUAAAAGUCUUAAAUUUGACUCGUUGAAACCUGCAGAGACCCUGCAUGAAAGAGGAGACCAGAUAGAAACCAGAUCCAGAACCAGAACCACCAGAGACUCCUCUGGACCUGAGCUGACGUAGAAAAUAGACGAAUUUUCUCUGGGGGAAAUCACGGACGCUAUACUUUUGAUCUGGAGAAUAGAAGGACCACCCGGCUUCUUAUCAGCUCCCAGUCCAAAUCCAGAAUCCCUGAUCGGACGGGGAUAUACGACAAACGCAGACAAGGAUCCGAUCUCCGACAUGUUGAUUAAUCUGAACAUUUAACGUAAACCUCUGUCGUCAUGCAGCUGCAGCGAUCCGCCUCAGACUCUCAGUCUGGACUUAUCUUUAUAUAACUGUGUUUGUUUUUUGUUCACAUUACAUAUCUGACUCUGACAUUUUGUCCAAGGUCACAGAUAUCCGCUCAGACGCUCACAGUGAAGAAAUGUUCUUUCUCUAACCGUGUUCGUCACAAUGAUAAUUCAGAUUAGACGCCGAGUGAGUUCUUCUUCUUUUGUGCUGAAGGUUACACGUGGUUAACUUCCUGAUGAUUGUUCUGAAUAAAUAAAUAAAAAUCAUCCGUUUGGACUCACUUGUGACCCAGCUCCAUAUUUUAAUAACUCACUGUUCUUCCUUUUCUUCUUCAUGUGCAGGUAACUUUACUGUGGGAGGACCAGACACGGCGCCACCUGCUGGCCAGCGCCCGGCUCUACUUCCUGCCUGAGGACACUCCUAAAGGCCGGACUAGAGAGCAUGGAGAGGUGGGUCAAAGGUCACACUUUAGGUCAUUUCUUCUCUGUGUGAAAAUAUUUCCCCGAUUGUUCAGUCGACCUUUAAUUCAAACCCCAGCGUUGACAAACCGGAGGUGAAAACAACUUCCUGAUAACUUUAAUUCCACUUUUAAAACCUUUUUCCUUUAAAUGAAGUAUUCGAGACUGUUCGACACGUGUUGCUGAGAUUCAGGUUGAGCUCUGAUAGACGUGAAGGUCCUCUUAAUAUAAUCUGCUUUAACAGCAUCUAUUAAUAACCUCGUCACCGGAGCAGCGGCGCCUUUUUUAUCCAAACAUGUUGGGCCUGAAGCAGCUUUAACUGCGCUCCCAGAUCAGAAACAUUUGAGCAUUUAUCAAAACGGAAACGUAAUUUCAAGUCUCCUCUCACAUGAAGCUGUUAAAUGAAGAAACAAAAGCUUGAAUUUGAUGAGAAUGAAACCUGCUGCGGCGAAGAGAAGUCUCAGACGCGUCUCCAGCUGCAGUGUUUUUGAUUAUCAGCGCUCUCAUGCCGACUGCAGCUCAGCCUUCAGAAGAAAAUCCCCCUUUUGGGAAUGAGACUAAUGUAUUACCCAAAUGUAAAUCCUGUGACUCGUCUGAAACCAAAAGUUUCCACAUUUUCAAUGUAGAUAUUCCGGAUGGAGGCUUUGAAAUGAGAUUUUUAUUUUCCUACAUGAAAACGGAGCGCACUGAGAGGACAGGGAGUUUGAUUUAAAGUUCCGUUUUAGUGUCACAAGUUUCAUUUUUUAAUCUCUGAAAUCUGGAGGAUCGACUUAACAAACAUGAACUCAAACAAAGGCUGGUCAUGAAUUUAAGGGACUUUUUUUUACUGAAUACAAAGAAAAGAUCAAUUUUCAUGCCAAAAGAAAGCACAUCAAACUCAGAGAUGCUUGUUAAAAAUAGUUUAAUUUUCAUUUGUUAGAAUCUGCAAAUAAAUUAAAGUAUUAGUCGGAUAUCAGCAGCAUGAUGUUGGUGUUAGCAGAUAUAAGUUUUGCAAGUAACGUCAUAAUGUGCACUAAAGUAAUGCAUCACCCUUUUGGCAAAGGAUAACUAACUUUAAGGGCUUUUAUCUGAGCAGUGAUAGUCUAUAAAUGGAGGUGUGUGUAUGUGUGUUUAUCUUUAAAAGUGUACAAUGAUCAUUUAUGGAAGGAUUACAUGUUUUAUUCCUGCUCUGAGACAAAUAGACGGUCCUGAUAACAGUCCUGAGGUUGAUUUCAUUUCAUUUUCCUCAGUCUGAAGACUAACGUGACCCGACAUUUAAUGGAAGCAUUUACAGUUUUUCUCUGGAGUUUAGGGCUUCACGAUUUUGGCCAAAAAUAUAUACAUAUAUAUAUAUAUAUAUAUAUAUAUAUAUAUAUUUUUUUUUUUCUCUGAAAACUUGAUUUUAGAUUUCUAUUUUUUAUUCAGUGAGAACUUCACCAAACUUCACUUUAAUAAAAACUUUUCUAUCAUCUCUGAAAACCAAACCACUGAAAACGAUGUAGUGCGUAUGCCAAGAGCCUGUAAGCGGCUAAAGGUUGUUUUUGGUCGGACACGCUCAGGCGAAAUGUAAGAGAAAUGGUCGUCGUUUACAGAUUUAUUCAUUCUCUGACCCGUUUUCAAAAAGUACGUUUACAGUCACCUGAAAUGCCGUUUCUGUGUGGAUGAAACACCGAUACGACAAAAAACUUCAGCGUUUACUCCUGAGUUCGUUUCCGAAAUUGGGGAGUUUACGGUGGCCUGGAGGUGUGAAACAAGAGAGUAGAAAAAUCGAUUUGAGGAGUUUUAUUUUUUUAACGUCAUCAUAAUCGAAUGAUCCGAUUACGAUUUAAAAUCAAGUUAUCGUGCAGCCCUAGUUGAGGUCAAAAAUUCGUAUAAAAGUUUGGAGUUAAAGCAGGUUUGAUUCUUCGUAGUUUCUUAAUUUUAACAUCUUAAAAAGGACCCCAAGAGUUAAAAAGUCUGAGUAAUAAUGAUACUAAUGAUUCGACGUCCCUCUGAGCCUCCCUGUGCGAAGACUCCCCCGAGCACUGAGGUGCGAAUGAGCUCACACCUGGCUGCAGCAGGAGCUGGAAUGCGGGGAGCUCCCACCUGGCCGGGCUCCAGAGGGGGGUGGAGGGUUUUUUUCUGGGUGGAGGUGGGGGGUUGUGGGUUUUCUGUCGUCUUUGCCUAAACAAGAGCACAGCUGACAAACUGGAAUGGGAGGAAGUUUAAAAGUAGGGUGAACAGUUUGUCACACGUGUGAACUGUUUGUUCAAAGAACCUUAAAGAGGAAACACAAAGGAGAGGAAGUCACAGAGAGCGUCCAAUAAAGAGCUCCUCCACUUAUAUGAUGUUGACACACACGCUGAACUUGACCAGAAGGACAAAGACAGCAGGACAGCAACACAAACAAGUUUAACACAAAGAACAAACAGAGGAUUAAGGUUAUCUGUGGUUACAACCGCAGCUUCUCCAGAGUUAAAAAGGUAAAAAAAAAUCAGCUGACUUUGUUUCUACUUCAAGAAUUUGAUUUAAAAUAGUGUGAAGACAUUUUGUUUGGAAAAGUUGAGGGUCUUGUUACAUUUAAUACAACAAAGUGUUUCAUCAAACGUCAGUGAACCCAGCAGACCAGUUUCUGGAGUCUGAAAAGUCUGAAAACUUCGGACAUUGACUCUGCGUUUGGAACCAAAUAGUUCAGACUUGCUUUCGUCCGUCCAGAGGACUUGUUUCCAGUCAUCAUAGGUCCAAUUUUUGUGAGCUUUUGCCCACUCGUAUCUUUUUUGUGGUGCUUUUUCGCCGAUCUCUCUUACUGAUGACAAUAAUGUUUAUUAUUAUUAAUAUGUGUAUUUCCAUGAAAACAUUUAGUGCAAAAGGAUAGGCAUAGAAUAUAGAGCGAACAGAAUAACUGUGUUUCUGUGUUUGAUAUUAAAUAAAAAAAAAAAAGACUGGAUCAGAGUCAUUCAUCAGAUAUCCGAUCCAGUUAAUUUGUCAAUAUUGGAGCCAAUAUCCGAUUCAAAUAUCGGAUCGGUGCAUCCCUACUCUUUUCAUGUUUUCCUCUUCUGUGUUUCAUCGUUUCUGUCCAAACUUGAUUGAAACGUGUCGCUGACAUCAAUUAAAAAUAAUCGUAUCUUUAAAACUAAACAUUAACAUCUCUUCGUUUUAGCGGCUUCUGGAUAAUUACCAAUGAAAUGAGGAGUUUAAAUGAUUUGUAGACCAUCAGAUCAGCAUUUAUAAACACUGGCCAAAUGAUUCUCAAUCCUGGUUUCAUAAUCUAAUAAAUUAAUAAAAUAUUCCAGAGGAUGAUGACCCCGGAGUUUGAAAUCAAAUGAAGUUUUUUGGAUUUAAGUAAGAAAAAAAAGGUUUUAGGACCAAUAAAAGAAGAAAAAUCAGACAGUUUAUUAGACAGUUAAACUCCUCAGACUUGAUUAACUUUAACAGUGGUCUGUCGUGGACUUUUAUGUCCAAUUUAGUGGAUAUUUAAUAGUUUUAGACAUGAAAAGAAAAGGAAAUGUCAUAAUGUGUUUUGACUGCCUGACGUCAUUAAUCAGAGCUGUGAUUUAACUCUCUCUCUCUUUCUUUCUGCACGUGUGCACUGAAGCAGAGCUGCAGAUUUUUCACCUGAUUGUCUCAGAUGUUCAUAUUUAAAGACACAGUGUCCUGUCUGCAUGCAAAUCCUCUCACACUUUGUAUAUCCAUCAGAAAUGCCCUUGAAAGCACACGGCUUAGCACAACCAGCUAAGACUUUCUCUCAAAGAUCUUCAAAUGUUGCUCCUAAAGUUUUUGGAGGCAGAUUUAAGGAGCAGAGGGAGAGAGCUGACGCUGCUGAUGAGAACAAAGAAGUAAAACACGGAGAAAAACUUUUAGUUUUUAGAUGUUUUUACAAAAAUAAUGCGUCAGUUAGUGAGAAGAUUCUCAGGAAUUACUCCCAAAGUUCAGCUUGAAGCCGCUCGGUCACAGAAAACCGGUUCAGUCUUUGUGCAGAGACCUUCUGCCCUGUUCGCCUUAUCGAUCCCUCUCUGCAGGGUGUAAAUGUGGAGCAUGUUGAAUUAAAGAAGACCGGACUGUUGGGUUUGUUGGGGAUGUCUGCACGCUGCCUGAGAGGCAGAACUCAGGGGCACAGAGAGCCCACGGCAGCUCCUGCUGCAGCUCGUUAAGCUUAUUGUGUUCGCAGAAGGUGAUGAUUGAAGGUGAUUCAUGAUUACAGCAUCAUUUUAAUUUGCACCUUCUUCUUUUAUUUAUUUUUUUAAUCUCACCUGCUCUCUGUUCGGCUGUUCAGUGAUAAUGAUUUCACACAUUUGAAAACAAAAAUAAUGUUUUUAUAAUUCAGUAAUUAAGUUUUGGUUGGCUUCAAUGACAGGAGUGUCGAUCGCUAUACCAGAGGGACUGAAGAGCUUUGCUGCACUGUGAAGGUUGUUUAAAGGCUUCAGAUUAACCUGCUGUUAUUGAGACUAUCCUGUUUUAUUACAUCUCUUUUUCUUACCUAUUUUAUCUUUUUAUUUUGGUCUCAUUUUAUGUUGUAGGGUUCUUGUCUCGUCUGAGUUCCUUAUGACAAAUGAAAUUGACCUUCGAAUCAGAGGACUUGUUUUAACUGAGAUUUUGUUUUUUAUUUGUUUUUCAAUCAUGUGAUGAUGUUCUGGGCAUCACGACUGUUAGUCAAAGCACUAAGUAAACUUCGGUUUUUAAAAUUGGGAUAAAAAUAAAGUUUAUUAUUAUUAUUAUUAUUAUUUUGUUAUAAUUAUUAUUAUUAUUAUUAUUAUUAUUAAUGUUUUUAUGUUAUUAUUAUAAUAAUAAUGAUUAUUAUUAUUUUAUUUUGUAAAUGAUUUUUUUAAAUUAUUAUUUUAUUGUGCUCCUAUAAUAAUUAUGAUUCUUUUGUAUUAUUAUUAUUCUUUUUAUUAUUAAUGUUAUUAUAAUUAUUACUGUUUUUAUAAUUGUAUUAUUUUUAUUAUGGUAUAACAGUUAUUAUUAUUUUUAAUAAUAUUAUUGUUGUUUUUAGAAUUUUUAUUUAUGUUAUUAUUUUGUUAUUAUUAUAAUCAUUAUUAUAGUUAGAAUUAUUAUUGUUUUUACAAUUAUAUUAUGAAUUUUUUAAGUAUGUUAAUAAUAAUAAUAAUAAUAAUAGUUAUUAUUGUUGUUAUUAUUACCAUUGCUAUUACAAAGCAGGAGGUGUUUUUAGAAUAAACAGACACUCUGUUAUGAUCCAUCAGAGAGAGAGAAUUAUCUCUCUUGAUGAAUUUCUUUGUGAUGGAUUAAUCAAAAACACAAGAAUGAAUGCAGACGACUGAACUCCAGAUGAUAUUAUCAGUAAAAACCCGCAGAAAAUACAUCAGUUUAUUUUCUCUGUGUGUGUUUAGGACGAGGUUGUGGCGGUGUCCAGGAAGAUGGUGUUGCGGGUGGAGGACCUGGUGCGAUGGACGUGCGUGGAGCCGGUCAGUUGGAGCAGCAACAUGAAGCCGCAGUGUGGGAUGAACCGGCUCCACAAACCUCUGCAGAGCAGCGAUGGAUUCAACAACAACAACAACAACAGCAGCAACACUUUGAACAAGAUCAACGAGCCGCUUAAAGACAAAACCGAGAGUAAGAAACGACGAAACACGACCGGAGAAAACCAAACUGUGGAGCUGGAUCAUGUAGAAGUCAGGAUUUAAUCUCUGCUCUCAUGUGUCUCCUCUCAGACGAGCAGCUGGAGCGUCACGGCGUCAAAGUGCUCAGCUACCCGCAGUACUGCCGCUUCCGCUCGCUGCAGAGACGCAUCCAGGACGGAGCGAGGGGGGCGGGGCUGCAGGACCCCCACCUGAUCGCUCUGGGCGGAGUCAAAGCUACCCCCAGCACCCGACUGAUGUACUGCAGAGACACCUUCAACCACCCGACGCUGGAGAGUAACGCCAGCUUCUCCUGGCAGUUCAGUGAGUGUUUCAGAGCGGGCGUUUGAAUCGAGGGACGAUCAGAACCAGAUCAGAACCUUCAUGUCUCAUUUGUCUUUUUUUUCCUGCAGGAUGUCCGUCUCUCAGCCUUCGAGGACGACCCCGGAAGAGGAGAGGACGAGACGGCAAAGAGUCUCCGACCUCCGGCCAAUCGGAGUCCUGGAUUGACAGGAUGAAGGUGUGAUCUUAUUUUCUAAUGUUUGUGUUUUAGGAGUUUGAAGUCGGUUUAAACAUCGUCGGUAUUUCCGUCCUCAGGAGAACGUGAUGGGCAGCGUGGAGGUGGGCUGUGAGGGCAGCUGGCUCCCUCACCCUGAAGAGCAGCUCUUCCUGGAUCAACUUUUCUCCUUCAUGGACCGGAGCGGCUCUCCCAUCCACAAAGUCCCCAACCUGGGAUUCAAGAAAAGUGAGAAACACAAAACUUUUAUAUUUUUCCUUUCUUUGUUUCUUUUCUUCUUUCUUAUUUAAGUUCAGCUUUGAACAGUAAAUAACAAACUUCUCUGUUUGCCCAGUUUUUCUUUUCUGUCCGCUGCUCUAUUUUCUCUGAUUUUCCUCUGAAAGUGUCUGACUCAUCCGUCUCUGACCCUUCAGGGGCUUUUGAUCAAUUUUCACUUUUAUUUCACCAGAAUUCAAUUUUCACAUAAAAAGAUUUAAUCUCCUUUAAAAGUUUUUUUUUUUUAACCUAUAAAAAUGUUUUAAAGAAAAUAUGAUUAAAUAAUUUAAUUACAGCUGUCGUCAGAUUAUCACUCCUGAACAUCAGAAAAAGAGAUCGAAAACUUUUUAUGUUUCUUAUUUACAUUUCUGUCGGUUCACUUCAAAGAGUCAAAAGUUUUCUUUAUUGGCACUUUUAAAAAACACUUUUUCUUCUCUCUGACCUUUAUUGUUAUUCUGACUCUCUACUUUUCACUUUCUUUCUUUUCUCUCUUCCUCUUUUCAUUUUCUACUUCCUCUCAUUCUUUGCUGACUUCUUGUCGUCUUUCUCUUCUUUUCUUUCCUUUUUUGUCUUUUCAUCCUUUGUUUGUUUUUUCUUUCAGUUUGUUUCUCUCCAGUCCUAUUUUCUUUUUAUCUUUUUCUUUCCUUCAUCUCUUCAUCUUUUUUGUCGCUUUCCUUGUUUUUCUUUCUCUCGUGUUAAUUUUUUUUCUUUUCAGUUCUUUUUUCUUUCUUUUUCCCUUUAUCCCUCUCUUGUCUUUCUUUCUUUCUUUCUUUCUUUCUUUCUUUCUUUCUUUCUUUCUUUCUUUCUUUCUUUCUUUCUUUCUUUCUUUCUUCUGUUUAUCUUACCUUGUCUUUUGUCUUCUCUGAUGUGCUGUUCUUUUUUUGUUGUUUUUUGUUUUUUCUUCUUUGUCCCUUUUUUCUUUUCUUUCUUCAGUUUCUUUCUUUUUUUAAACAGUUUUUUUCUUUUUAUGUUUCUCCACCUCUUUGUUGCCGCGUAGGCCUCCUGUCUUUCUUUUUCUCUUCUUCUUAAUUUCUCUAUUUUCUCUCUUUUUUACUCCGACUAUCAUCAGUUGUUUGUCUUUCUUUUCACUAAUCUGUAAUGUUUUCUUUAUUCAAACUGUUUUACUCUUUUUAUAACUCCUUCGUUUCCCCCUCGUUUUACUGCGUCUGUUUUUCUUUCCCUGUUUUUCUCUGAAAUUGGAGAAUCUAAUUUUUAGUCACACUUUAUCCCUUAUAGGUUCAGGUUUCCUGUUUUUCUGGCUCCACCUUUAAUUAUUGAGUUUAAAACAGACUUUAUUUUUAUUCACAUGAAGUCUUUAACAAACAUUAAAUGGAUCCUGAUGCGAGGUUCGAGGACAGGGUGAAUAAAGGUGCCUGUGUUGGAGUUUCCAGAAGGCUGCGAGUGUUCGGAGCCCUGAGAGCUGAAAUGACGAUGCUCGCUCUGCUUAUCUCUGUUCUCGUCUCAGAGGUCAUUAAAGUUUCAUCUGAUCUGGUUGAUCAGGAUUUAAGCUGCAGUCGAACUCGCUCUGUAGAGCUGAAAAUAUAAAACCACUGCAGGGGUUUGAUUGAUCUUGAUUUAAUUUUAUCUUUACGAGCAGGAGAAUUUAAAACCGCCGAGUUCAUGUGACGCUCUGCAGAUAAAAAUCUCUCCAGAUUGUUUUUAUUCACUCAGAUUGCUGCUUUCUAUCGGAGCUAAACCUGAUUUACAUGUUUAUCUGCCCUGUGUGUGUUAUAUAUAUGUCUCUGCUCUCUGCCAGUUUUUAACCUGCGUCGUCCUCUCUGUCCUCAGUCGACCUCUUCCUCAUGUAUUCUGUGGUCAAGAGACUCGGAGGAUACAAAAAGGUGAGCCUCUUGAAUUUUUAAUUUGAUAUCACGUUGACUCCUCUAGUUUUUUGUUGCAGAGAGUCAAAGGUUUUCAUGAUCCUGCUUAUUUGUAAGAACUCGAGUAGGACAUUCAUGUCAGUGUUUCUGUCCUCAUUCGGCUCUCCGUCUCCUCAAAACUCUAUCGAUAAAAUCUUUUCCCAUCCCUAAAUUCUACAGACUGCAGGACAAGAUGUUGCUCCUCUGAUUUCUGUCAUGUAUUGAGUCAAUAGUUAAUAAGUGAAUAUGCUCGACUAUCUGGAUGAAUAUAUUCACAGCUUCAUGUUGACUCUAUCCUGAGCGUUUUCUUUCCUCUUGACUCAUGAGUAAGUCGAAAUCUGAAUCACUGGAACAUUCUCAGUUUCUGAUUCCUAGUUUCACCUCCGCUGUCAGGGAUUCAUCUCAGUUGUUUGCAGUUUUGGCUGAUCAGAAUCGACUUUUUUACUUUGUUUAUAAUGAAUUUUUAUAAACAGUCACCGAUUUAAACCCUGAGAUUUAUUUGAGAUGACAAAAGCGGCUCCACGGGAAUAAAACCAGUCAGACAAACAGAAAAACAGCACAACAGUCUCCGCUCUGAGCCGCUGAGUUCACAACAAAAGGUUUCUUUCAGCCGCCGUACUGAACAAUACUGUACGAGGCGACACAGUGUUACCGCCUUUUUUACGCACUGUAUGAUGUAUUUAAUUCUUUCAUACACGCUCAGCAGCGCUUCACUCAGCGCCGCAUGUUUGAUUUAGACAGACAUCCUUACUGACGUGUUUUCAGGAGCAGUCUGUCGUUUGUGUUGCUAGGAGUCUCCCAUACAAAACAACAACAACGACGACGAGAGGUGAAGGGAUUCAGCUUUUUUUGGUCAUUUAAGGGCAAAAAAAUGAAUAAAAGAGGACAAACUUUUAUGUUUUUGAGGGUUAAAGCUUUUUGAAUCAAAGAAGUGUCAUUUUAUAAAGUUCAAGAGUAAACAAAAAAGUAUUUCUCAAACUUUUUUACACUUUUAAACUAGAAUUAACGCGACUUUAACGCAUUAUUGUUAUAUCAUUCAAAAUAUUAACACAUAUUAAUCUCACCUACUGUAUUUUUGCACUACGAAACGUUUCUGACUGGACGAGUUUCAGGUAUUCAGAUUAUACCGGUACACCCCGAUGUGAAUGAGUGCAGCAGCGAUUCCAUUCCCCCGAGUGCACGGAAAAAUGAACAAAGUUGUGGAUGAAUGUGGAUGGGUAUUUUUGUUGAAAACUAAAGAUGGAUGGAAACCUGGAUUAAAAUAAUAGUCUGGUGCAAACUUUGCAAAAAAAGAAUUUGCACAUCGCUGCAGCACGCCAAGCCUCCGCUAUCACCUGAAUGUUAAACAUGUUGCAGCAAGCGUGGAAGCUAACGUUAGUCCGACUCCAACUACAGUGACCCGCGCCCAACCCCCACUCGACCCGAUGAGUGGAUUCAUAGCGAAGACGAGUAAGUCCACAGCAGAAAAAUUAACAAACUCUGCGGGUCACUGGGUGGCACUCGGCUGUAAAAAUUGAUUCAGUUCAUUUUUAAUAUUUCUGCACUUUAUGGGAUAAAAAAAACACCGAUCUGUUGGUCUUGGUUAAGUAUCACCUGGAAAAAACAUAAACAAGGUCUUGUUUGCUUUAGCUUAUGUAUUUAGUCGGUUCAGAAUGAUUCUCAGGUUAAAUAUUUACAUGCGAUUAAAAUGUGAUUAAUCGCAAUUAAUUGAUAACAAAGCCUCUGAUUAAUUAGAUCAAUUUUUUUAAUCGUGUCCCGGUCAUAUUUUAAUUUUUUUGCUUCUUGUGUAAAUUUUCAAUUUGUUCCCAUAAUUACCUGGUUGUUCAAACUUAAGAGGACUACUGCUGGAUAGAGGCGUUAAAGUCUGAUGUUCUCUUCUCAGGUGACCAACGAUCGUCUGUGGAAAGUGGUUUAUAACGAGCUGGGAGGAUGUCCGGGGAGCACCAGCGCUGCAACCUGCACCAGGCGACAUUACGAGAGGUACGACAGAAAAACGACAAACCUGAAACUUCAACGCCAAAACUGAAGAUCCAAACGACACGUACGAGGAACUAUGUGUGUGUCUGUGUGUGUGUGUCCCUCAGGUUGAUGCUUCCCUACGAGGAGCACCUCAGAGCAGGGGGCGGAGGAGCCGAGUUCAAAAUCCCAGAAUCCCCCUUGCCUAUAAAACCUAAAGGUAUCAGAGGAAGGAAACCUCUUCCAAGAGGACGGAAACCCGGACCCAAACCCAAGGACAAGAAGAUCGCAGCUGCUGCUCCUGCACCUCCAAGAACUGUGAGUGUAAGAAAUUAAAGUCCUGAAACAAAGUGUUGAGGAUAAACUCACUUAAAGGGAUAUUUCAGUAUUUUUGAACUGAGGCUGUAUAAGUUACAUAUCACUAGAACGUACGAACGGAAUCGGAAAUAUCGCCCCCUAGUUUUGGGGAGGAGGACAUGUUAACAUCAAUAAUUCGAUUUUCUCAGCUGCAUGUUUACAUGGACAAAGAGAGAAGUCCGAUUCGGUGAAAAAAACGAACUAUGAGCUUAGUCUGAUUAAAGUGUGCAUGUAAACGCACUGAGUGACAGAAAGUUACAGCUGAUUUCUGUUCUUCUACCAGAUCGUGAAUCCAAACGGCACCAUCGUGGUGAAGAGGGGCCGAGGUCGGCCACCGGGGACCCGCAACAAGUCCACGCUGAUUGCUCAGGCCAAACUGAUGGCUCAGCAGCAGGCUAAAGCUAAAGCAGCAUCCGAGUGUCAGCAGCAGAGUCCUCUGAUUCCUCCAGCCAGAGCAGCUGCAGCAGCAGGAGGAGGAGGAGGAGGCAGCAGCACUCACAGGGUAACCACUCAAUAAUCUGCUGAACUUUACUGCAGGAAAGAUCUGACUUUAGUUCAGAGUUAGACAAAAUAUACCAAAUAAUCACCACAUAGAGGAUCGAUUAGACUCAAAAUUAACCCAAAAUAAUGAAAAAUCUUUUUUCAGUCUAUGAUCUAAAAAGCUGCAAAUAAAUGUGAGUCAGCUGUUUUUAAGAUAUCACAAUUUUACCCUCUGUGAGAGUUUGAAGAAGCUUCCUGAUGAAGACCGACGGAUGUAAACAGGCUGCUAAAUCCGGCAGCCUGGUCAAUAUGAUCCAGAUCAAUACAAACCUCGAAACCACAUAACCUUAUUUAGUUUGAACAGAGACAGAGCAGGCGAGGCUCCCCCUGCUGGCCUCAGAGGGAAGUUUGAAAUGAUAACAUCAAUGUUGAACUCAAAGCUGAAGUCUCUGUUUUUAAGUCCUCCAGUGUGACAAUUUCUGAUCUUCAGUUCAACGUCAUUUCUGUUAAUAAUCAGGAGCAAAUAUGACUCUGUAAAUCAGAAAACACUCUCACCACCCCCUAAAAAUUCAUGUGUUUUUUUAUCCAUGUAUAUGUAUUCAUUUGUGUUUGUAUUCAUUCUACACCAGGAAUACUGACACCUGACACACGUUUUGACCAUCUAAUAUUCUAAUUAGAAUAUUUGUAUGAUAGAUACGUGAUUACAAGUACAACUAGUACUUCACGGUCAGUGUCGCAUGGUGACAUUUUAACUUUUAGGGCUGGUGAGAGUAUUUUCUGAUUUACAGAGUGAUAAAAAGAGAUAUCCAAAGUCCUCUUCUCCCCCUCCUCUGACUCUAGUAUGUCAACAAAAUAAAACAAGUUCAGUUUUCGGUUCUGGAGAAUGGAAAUUAGUGCAUAUUUAAUAAUAAUAAUAAUACAUUUUUUUUGUAUAGCGCAUUUUACAGGAGCUCAAAGACACUUUACAGAAAGUUAAAAUAUAUAUGUUUAAUUAGAUAUUACCUCAUUUACAUAUUCAAAUAUAACAUUUGACAAAACUUGUAAUACAAAAAAUAUUUGUUUUAAUGUGAGUUAUAAACUUGGGAAGUUUCAUGGUGAUAUCUGUUUGUUAAAAAUUUCACCCUAUUCACCUUGGGUGUCUCCUACCCAUCAUGGACGCCAUCGUGAUAAUGACGCCUUUCUAACGGUCAAACUUUGGUAAACUUUUAGUACCCGCCUAUUACGACAGAGUAUUUGGGCCACAUAAAGAAGAAAAAAAGACUUCAAGAUUAAAGUCGUGAUAAAAACAUUACUUAUGAGAAUUAAGUCGUAAAGUAAAUUUCGUCUUGAAGCUGCUUUUGUGGAGGAGGAAAUGUCUGAACUGGUGUCUGUGGGAGCAUUUGUGGGUCAUUCAGAGAGUUUUUGUGGUUUCUCAAGAAAUAAUCCAACUGAUGAUCAACAUUUGAGAUUCAGAGGGAGUCGAUCUCCGACGAGAACCGCGUCUGUAACCUCCAUCUGCAGAAGCACCAACACCUUAUGGCAAAUAGAUUUAUGUGAUCAACUAAAGACUUAUGAAACUAUUGCUAUAAACGGCUGUAUUGAGGGAUUGAACCUCUGCACAGACAUUUCCCCCUCCUCAAAAUCAGUGAUUCCCUACUAGUCCUCCUGGUUCUUUCUGCGGAAAAGAUGCAUUUCUUGCAUAUGUCCUGAUACUUAUGACAAUGUGAUGUAUCUAAAUUCUCCACAGCGCUCAUUUAAACAACGAACAGGUUAGAAUAUUAGCUAUAACUUUAUUUUUUUAAGUAAUGAUUUUAUUACGACUUUAUCCUCGUAAAUAAUGCCGAGGUCUAAAAUGUUUUUCUUUUCUUAAUUUUCUAAAUGUUUAUUUCUCUUUGGGUUUUAUUUUGGCGGUCUGCAUUAACAGCCUUCCCUCUCCUCUCUUCCUUCCUUCCAGCCCAUCCAGCCGGCUGUCCUCCCCCCCAACAUGCCCCUCACCCCGGACCUCUCCCCCAUGUCCGCCCCCUUCCUCUCCUUCCAGCCCAAACUGAAGGAGCUCAAACCGGACCGAGGGGAGUCCACAGCUCUGGCUCCGGGCGUCCUCCUCUCGACGCUGCCCCGCCACUUUGUGGGAGGUUCUCUGGGUGGAUUCAGCCCCAUCAAAGGAGUGUGUCCCCUGGAUGUCUUUAGGAACCGCAUCAGCCUCCAGAGAGGCCCGGAGAGUCCGGCUCUGACCCCGCAGGACCCGACCCAGCAUCUCCCCACCAUCUACGCCCUCCAGCCCAAAACUGGAAGCCCAGAUACGCCUCACCCAAGCGGGGACCAGCUUCAGCCUCAGCCCCACCCGCUCCACCAGCAGCACAACCGCUGCUCCGGCUGCAACGUGGACGAGGCGGCCCAGAGGGGGGUCAGCCGGGACGCCAGGACUCGGCCCCUUCUGCCCCCUCUCCGGGUCCUGCCUCUGAACCUGGACUGCAGUGUUCAGGUGUGCCAGCUGAUGAGGACUCGUUUGGGCUCGUCUCAGUUCCAGACCUUCACCCGCCGACUCUCUGAGGCUCUGUCCCAGGACCUGAGCGCCAAGCCCCCCUGCUCCCCCAUCACGCCUCCCCCUGAACAGGCGCUGCCCCUCAACCUCAGCAAACGCUUCGCCACCAAGAGACCCAGCACAGACGGACCAGAACUGAGCUCAGCAGGUGUCAACGGGAACGUAGACCAGCUGCCAUCCAAGAGACCCAGACUGGGAUGCACGGAGCAGAACGAGGACCUGAACCCGGAGGACCGCACCAGCUCUGGAGGAAGUUCUUCGUCAGGAGUAGGAGGAGGAGGAGGAAGAGGAGAGCAGGAUGUGGAGAUGAAGAACCAGGAGGAACCUGCAGACCUGAGCUCCCCCAGCAGGAUCCGAGCCUUCCUGCUCGGGCUGCCCCCCUUCCAGGUCAAAUUUGAGGAGGAUCUGAACGGGACCAGAUUUGGGAAGUUUCCUCCUCCUGGAUCUAAAGCUGAGCCCCAGAGGACCGAGACGGAGAACGGAGAUGGAGUAAAGAUGGAGGUGAAGGAGGAGGAUGAGGAGGACGAGGAGGUUGUGGAAAUGGAGCGAUAUCAAACUGAAAAACCCAAGAAGGAGGAGCCAGAUGCCACCACCUGCUCUGGUCCUGGUCCUGGUCCAGCAGAGGUGAGGAGAGCCACUUCCUCCAACACAGACACACACUGUUUUUAGCAUUUUUCUCUCUUGACUCGAUCAGGAAACUCUUCCAUAAGUCAAGGAUUUGUCUGUUCGGAGUCUGGAAGGUCAUAUCCGGCUCAGGUUUGAACCUGAACUUGAGGAGCAGGGAUCUUUUCUUCAUCUUUGAUAACCUUCAACUUUUCCUGUUUUCCAAACUUGUGUCUCUUUCUUCUCCAUCACGUCGUUGACUGACCUUUGAGGAGGAACGUCAGCGCAGACUCAUGACAAUCACGGAUUGGUUCUUUUCCUUCAUGUCGUCAUUUCUGUACCUUCAGACUCUUCGACAAACACUGCCAUAACCACCAUAACACUAUUAACUCCACUAUUCAAUGUUACGCUGAAAUAUUGAAUAAGAUCCAUAUUACUGAAAUGAAACUAAAAACUCAAUAUUACAUCUAUGGGUGAUGCUAUGCAUCAAGACUUCAUAAACUAGCAUCUUAGAGUGUACUGUAGUUUGGUAGUUUGAUUUUUAAAUUGUACUCUACUUCUGUAGAGAGAUAGUUAUUUUCUGAUAAAGUGUCUGGAUGUUCUCUGGAGCUCCUCGGUCUUCACGUUAUAGCUCGUUAAGUGAAGCCUUUCUAUAGUCCUGCUUGUUAGCGAAAUAUAUAAACCUUUCUUACACGUAUGUGCCUUAAACAGCCGGCGAUCUGUGUCAUCGCCGGCUUCAAAUCCAUUUCGUUAAAGAGAUACCUUAAUGUCGGACCUCUGACGGUUUACUUUGCUCUAUCGCGGGGCUGGGUUUCCUCAAGUUUUGAAUGUUGUGAGACUGGAGAAAAAAAAAAAGACAAACUCGUAAAAUCAGGGUUUAAAUCAAAGACUGUGGAUGGUAGUGGAGAACGCCGUUGUGACGUCAUUUGCUGGUUUUGUGGACCUAGAAUAACCAACUGUAGCUCGUUAUUUUAGACGCUGAUUUCAGUGAAUGAACGAUUCCUCCCCGGGCCAAUCCUUUCAUGACAGGAAGUCCCACUGGCUUACUUACAACUGGACGUCUCUUUACAACCACUGCAGUCGCCCCCUGCUGGCCAUCGGUAAAAUCCAAGUUUGGCGGCUCCGCCUUCUCUAUUUACAGUCUAUGGUUUAAACCAAGAAACCAUGACGACACCCAGCCCUCUUGUCAGGAUUGUACAGACCACUGUGGACCUUUUACCGUUUGGCGCCCAUCAUCCAUACGUUGACAUCGCCGCUGUUCACUGACACCCGUCCUCCACAUCAGCAGUGGAGGACGGGUGUCGAGAAAGGAGUGAACGUGUAGCUGGAACAUUCAGACUACCUCAGGUUAAUUUUUGAAUCAGUCUCCGUUCCCAUGAUGCAUUUGGAUGUCUUUAAACAGAGUCGUACCCAAGAUCAAAUCAUCAAGUUUGUUAUCGUUGGUUUUUGUCUUUACAUGUAGUCAAGACUCCUUAACCCAAACUCCUAAAGGACCUAUCAGCUUGUUUGAAGAUACAUUUCUGUACUAAUUUCAUGUCCGGACAAUAAACUCCGACUUCUACUCUGCCGCCAGUUAAAAAAGGAUUCGGCCGACCCGUACCUUUAGUCACAGCGCCAACAGGCAGAGCGGGGACUUCUUCCUGUUGAUCGAUUGUAUAAAACAGACCUUAACCUUUUAUCAGUGAGCGCAAGAGGACCUGGUGGGUUCAGGUUUGUUCCCUAGCCUAUCCCCUCGUUAUAACAGGGAGAUAAGGACAAAUAAGUGUGAGGAGGCGUGUUGAAGCUAAGGGAUGCCAACAUUGGAAGUACAAACUUAACUCAACUUUUGGUUUUAUCCACGUUUGCCGAUAUUAGAGCUCUGCCGGUUUGGUCACGGCGUCAACAGGCAUGGUGGAGCGAUCAAAUCUUCAACCAACCAAAACACAGGCAAAGAGGUGAGGCUAAAUUGGACUUUUAGCUUCCUAAUAAACAAUUAAUGCGGACUUCCAAAUUGGCUACGCCCCUUAUUAUGCAAGUCAAUGUAACUUCGCCUUAAAGUAAACAAAACAGAUGUCAAGUAUGUGCAAAUAAAGGACUGAACAACCUACUUAAGUGUUUUCUGUAACACACUGAAAAUGCAAACCUUUCAGAUUGCGUCAGCUUUUGCGCCCCCCUGUGGACAGAGCAGUCUUUGCUGAUCUUGUCCUCUGUAAAGCUUUGACGGUCAUAACAGGGAGAUAAGGACAAGUAAGUCUAAGUUGGCAUGUUGAAGCUAAGGGACGCCAACAUUCAAAGUACUCACUCAACUCAACUUUUGAUUUUAUCCACGUUUGCCAAUAUUAGAGCUCUGCCGGUUUAGUCACAGCGUCAACAGGCAUGGUGGACGCCAUGUUGAAAAUGCUGAUUCAAGCAAACCUUCAACCAACCAAAACACAGGCAAAGAGGUGGAGCUAAAUUGGACUUUUAGCCUCCUAACAAAUAAUUAAUGCGUUCCACCAAUUUGGCUACGCCCCUUAUUAUGCAAACCAAUGUAACUUUGCCUUAAAGUAAUCAAAACAGAUGUCAAGUGUGUGCAAAUAAAGGAAUGUGGACAGAGCAGUCUUUUCUGAUCUUGUUCUCUGUUAAGCUUUUACGGCCAAAAGUGUCAUUUAUUGUACGUCUUAUGUACCGUUAAAACAGGGCUCAGAAAACAGCCCCAAGUGGUCACUCAAGGAACUGCAGUUUUUUUGCAACUCCCACACUGGCUUCAUUUUCAACACCAGAGGUUUGCCACUUGGUGCUGAACAUCUCCAGGCUCAUAUUUAGUCUACUGAACUGAAAGUAGUGUUAGUUCUUAUCCUGUCCCUCCUGAUCCUGAUAAAGAUCGUCCGUUAGCGUCAGAUUAAAAUGUAAAAUCAGUCAUGCUGCUUCACCAAAGAAUACAUUUUUAUUUGCUUAACUAAUCCAUGAUUUUAUCCUUCUUCUUGUUGUGUAAAGUGCCAACACAAACAGGCUGAAUAAAGCAGUAAAUAUUAAGGUAUCUCUUUAACCGCAGCCUUUCCUUCGAUGUGUUUGUUUUCCUGCCGCAGACGGAUGUUGGUUCAGAUUUGCACACCUACUGUACAAACUUGCUUCAUUGUUUUUUUUCCAUAUUUAUAUUUGCCAACUUUUUUUUGUCAUUUUACCAGAGUAGUGGAAACAACUACGACACCGAUAUUAGGUGGUGCUGUUUAUUCUUAGUUAUGUAGCUAAUGCCAUAUUGUGUUUUUGUGUUAAUUUCUGUUGUUGUUUUUUUUUUCUGUGUGUAUAAAUCUGCAAAUUCUUUCAUCUCAGCAAGUCUUAGACAACGACUCAAGUCUCAAAACAGCUUUUUGGAACAUUUAAAGAACAGAAUAAUAGAAAAGCUGACUUGUUCUGAAAAUAUUUGCAGUUUUUACAGAUGUAUUUGACUGUUGGCCUCAUGUGAGACGGAUAUGAACUUUUUGUGAAUGAAUGCAUGAGUAGAGAAAUGUAUACUCAGUAGAUCAUAGCCGGUCAGAAGCACCAAAGCACAUGUUUUCAGCCGGUAAUCACCAGAAUCAAUUUACCUACAUCAUGUUGAAAUCCGAGUUUUCAGCUGUAGUUUGCUUUAAGAAGUGUCACUUUCACAGUAAUGUCUGUUUUCUCCUCAGUUUGAAGGGAAAGAAAAAAAAUCUAUAACAAGCAGAAGAUGGUGAAAUGCAGUAAGAGUUAAUAUAUCUCACAACACGUCUGAUAAUGUAACAACAGAUUAAUGUAUAUUUUGAUCCUCAUUGUGCUUCAUCAUGUCUGUAAAUCUGUAUUUAUGAAGGUGUGGUUGUGUCUGAGCAUGCUCAGUGUGCAGAGCUCAAACGGUAAAGGCCUGGGUUCGUGUGGAAGGGAAAGGUUCGUAUGAUAAUCUUGAGCUCUCAUAUGCUGUGUUGAAAAUUACUAAAAUUUUCUGGAGCUCUUAUCCUGAAACACUCGUUAGCUAGACGAGGAUUACGGGCUGGACGAGGGCAGGGAGUCCCGGGAAGCAGGACGUGACAUCAAAAGUAUACCACAGUUUUUGUCACCAGACAGAUGUACAGACGCCGUCUCUGUCUGCGUCCCAAAAAUGUUUCAACUUUCAUCCCAUAUGUCUUGCUUUUGUGAAUUUGCACCAAUUGUAUGAUACGAACAAUCUCCAGCUCGGCUCAUUCCGACCUUUCAUGGGAAUUUUACCCUGGGAUUCCAAGUUUCAGCUGUUUUAUGUCCACAUGUGAAGCUCAACCUAAAAAUUAGUGUCUGUUGUAUGUAAAAUUAGGCAUUGUUGUCGAAUUCAACCUUAAAGUGAAACUGAAAAACUUUGGCGCCCAAACUUUUUCCUCUAAAGCACACCCAGGUCUUAUCACGCACACUGGGAGCCUCCCAGUAAAACCACAGCUCCACCGGACCAGUUUAAUCUCAGAGUGUCUCAGUCGGACUCUCCGGACCGUUUUGCCUUAGUUAGUGUUAUUUUUGUUUUUUUAGUAUUUUGUGCAUGUUCAUGCUUACGUUGAUGAUAACAUGCCACUGAGGGCCGAGCGCCUGCCGUGUCAUUUUAAGGGGAUGGAGGUCUUCAAGUUUAGCCGCAUGUUAAGCCAGUAUGAGCGAUGAUAGGUUCUUCUUCUUCUUCUUUGGUUAUUUAAGCUUUAGUUUGUAAAAGUUUCGUUAGGUCUCUCUUUUUUUUUUCUUUGAUAAAGUUAAUAUGGAAAUGUUUACAUUUUGUUUUGCAUGUUCAAACAGAUCUGUUAUAUCCAGUGUUUUGCACACUACAGCAGCAUUGGUCCCUUAGCGGCACUGCGCGUUCAUGUUCAAUUAAGUGCCUGAUACUUAAAUUGGAGUUAAGAUAUGAAAGUGAAAUUCGCUCGUUGGCCUUGAACAGCAGCUCAAGCUGUCGUGUCGUGCUUUAAUAAUCUGUUUGAUCACAUAGGAGGACGUUGACUUGGUGAUUAAGUGACAGUUGGACACUUAACUGGACCUACAGGACUCAACAACGGCGACACCCAGUGGCCAUUUUAGCGCUCUGUGUUGUUAUGAAACUCCAUUAUAGAAAUAAUCAAAAUAAAGGGUGCUACAUGUGACAUUUUAUCAACAUACACAAAAUAUAUCCUUUUAAGAAUUUCCAGAACAACAGAGAAGCAAAUAAGACGGAGCUGUUAACACAGAGAACAGUGUUUUUAAGACUUUUUUAUACCUAUGUCAAAAAUCUUUAAAAUUGUAAUAAUUACUGUCACACAGUUGAAAAAUUAAAGCUAACCUUGUGUAAAAAAAGAGCAGAUUAUUGUGCGAUAUUAUUAUGCCUAUUAUUAUAUUAUUAUGCAUUUUAAAACCGUUCUUAAAUUCAUCUUACCAACAAAAAGUAUCUUGACCUGCAGUCAUUGUCCACCCAUUCAGCAGCACUCAAGAUUUGGUGCACCUCUAAAUCCCCCUUAAGUGCUGCAGUUGAUGCUAACAUCUGAUUAGCUCGAAAGUAUUUUUUGGGUGACGUUUUAAUCCAGUUUGAUGCAAAGGCAAAGAACGACUUAAGAACACCAUUUAUGCGAAGAGCAAUUCAAAGUGUUGUAAAAGUAAAAAAGCAUUUACAGCAUCAAAUGUUUGUUUGUGACUGCAGGUGACGUUCAAAAGCCCAGCGGUGAUGUUAUUUUCUAUCACAGCAGCCGUGAGAAUCGAGAAAACACUGCAGAAGCUGAUCUAGACCGUACCUAUGAGACUAAACAAAUUAUCAAACCACGAUUAACACAUUGUCACCAACUGUCCUAAUCUGUUUUUCAAUAAAAUAACUUUUUAAUGAAAAAUAUAAACUUGAAAAACUUGAAACUUGUGCGAAAUUUGCGAAGCCUUAACGUUCAAACAAAAUCAUGAGUAAGAACGCUCCCACGUACCUCGUGAUUUCUUUGAAUGUCAUUCUUCAAAUGUUUAAAUACAUAAAAUACUGAAAUUUCAACAUUUCAGAAGCUAAACCAAAUGAAGUCUUUCAAACAAAACUAUAGUAGAUCAUUUUUUAAAAUCUUUUGUCAAAUUGUUUGAUAAACCUGAAGAAUAUUCAACCUCCUGACAUUAAAAGAGCUAAAACUGUCAGCCCAGUUCAGUUUUUCAACUUUCCGGUUUAUAAAUUUGUGGAAACGAAAGAGGAUAAAAUUCUUUCAACUUUCUAAUUGUUCUUGAGGAUUUAAUUGGGAUGUAGUUUAAUAAAGGUGAAUGUUAAAAAUGCUGCAUGUGGCACCUUUUCAGAAACAUUUGAAGGUCAAGAACCGAUGAAUGUCUGUCACUGUCUCUGAUCUUGUUAUUUUCACUCAUUUUUCUCAUUUUUUCUCGCCCCUGAAAUAGAAACCCAACUUGACUUGCAGACAGGUGCUCCUUUCAAUUUAAACUGUGCUCUGAAGUGAACACACGCCUCCCAAGCAUCACCUGCCUGUGUGCAGCAAAAAUGGUCGCCAAGGUGUUUGACUUUAGUGUUUUGUUUUUUUUUUAGUUUUUGUGUUUAUGUUUCUUUCAGUGUGUGUGAUUUGAUGAUUGCAGAUCCACGGCACAAACUCAAGUUCCACUUUUUCUUUAAUGGUAAACAGCUGGCAGUGUCAGGUACCAUUCCAUUUUAACACUGUAUAUUUAUAAUAAAAUAAUCUGUUAAUAAAAAUAA